Messenger RNA from Notothenia coriiceps (black rockcod), 1263 nucleotides. RefSeq names its product UDP-GlcNAc:betaGal beta-1,3-N-acetylglucosaminyltransferase 2. The record is from RefSeq and is a predicted model, not a curated record. Gene Ontology annotation, biological process: poly-N-acetyllactosamine biosynthetic process; protein O-linked glycosylation. The transcript has a single exon. Lineage: Eukaryota; Metazoa; Chordata; Actinopteri; Perciformes; Nototheniidae. The coding region runs from base 1 to 1263 and encodes 420 amino acids. Gene Ontology annotation, cellular component: Golgi membrane. Gene Ontology annotation, molecular function: UDP-glycosyltransferase activity; hexosyltransferase activity.
AUGACCGCCCACCUUCUGCUUUAUAUCUUGGUGUCCAUUUUGGUCACCAUAUCCUACAGUCCUCCAAAAAUAAACGUCCACUAUAUUGCCUCUGGGAUUUCUGCUAACUCUGGGUUGGCCUCCCACCCACGUGGCCCUUUCUGGAACCUUCGUCUGGAGGACAGUGCACUGUGGAACCAGUUGCAGCAUUCUUGGGACCGCCAGCACAACCCAGUACUGCGAGGAAACAAAACGGGGAUCAUGAGCGCUAAGCUAUUAGCAGAAAACGAAGAUGAAUGUGUUUCUGACUGCAUGUCACACAAGUGUUCUGUUCCUCGUAUGCACAAUUUCAACAGUUUCCCAGAACAAAUGAGGGUGUUUGUACAGUCAAUGCACUGCAGGGAGUAUCCUCUCCUUAUCAAUCAACCUGGUAUCUGUAGGAACAACGAUAGCAGCUUUGGACCAAUGCUUCUCAUGGCCAUCAAAUCUCAAGUGGGGAACUUUGAAAACAGGCAGGCCAUCCGGGAAACCUGGGGACGCAGUGGUCUGGUCAAAGGGGAAUCAACGGAGAAGGGCGGAUUGGUGCGCACAGUGUUUCUGUUGGCAAGGCAGAACUUGAGUACAGGUCCUCACCCAGACCUCAGAAACCUCCUGGAACUUGAAAACCAGAAAUAUGGAGAUAUCCUACAGUGGGAUUUCAAAGACACGUUCUUUAACUUGACCCUAAAGGAUUUGCUGUUCUGGCAAUGGCUCCAGCAACACUGCCGCAGUGCCAUGUUCGUGUUCAAAGGGGACGAUGAUGUCUUUGUUCGAACAGGCGCUCUUCUGGAUUACCUGCACAAGCAGUGGGAGGAGCACAACCUGUGGAAAGCAUAUACAAAUGAGACUGAAAUGAAUUUGUUUGUUGGGGAGGUGAUCAAUUACGCGAUGCCAAACCGUGAGCCAUCCACUAAGUACUACAUACCAGAAAGUUUCUACAAAGGUGUAUACCCACCGUACGCCGGUGGGGGAGGGGUGGUGUAUUCUGUCUCUCUAGCAUUAAGAUUGAACGAGGUUUCUAAGAGGGUGCGCCUUUUCCCAAUAGACGAUGUGUAUCUGGGCAUGUGCAUGUACAGACUCGGCCUUUUGCCAAGCCAUCACCCGGGAUUUUUGACAUUCGACCUCCCUCAUAACGACAGGUGGAAUCCCUGCGCUUACAGAUCUGUUCUGCUCGUCCACAGACGGAGUCCCAAAGACAUGCUGACACUAUGGAAGAAGCUCCAGAGACAUCCAGUUCGUUGCUGA